AAUAUGCACAAAGGGAAAGCGUUACAUUUGAGAGUGUAAACAACACUGCUUCUUAAAGAAAAGUCACAAAGACCAGUACAACGCAGCGUCUGCCUUUACACGUGUUUUACUAAUUCAUUCAUUGUUCCAACUAUGGUGAUUCUCAUAUAAAAACAACUCCACCUCAACCACAUAUCAUACAAACGAUUCUUUACUUGCUUCGCUUGUCUUCAGUUUUCUCUUUUUCUUUCCGACUUCUAUUGCUGUAAGUUCAGUUACCUUUGUUGCCUUUCAAGACAUGUGUCCUCUCAGGUUCAUCCUUGUCUUUUUCUCCGCCGCAUUGGCAGCAUAUUUUGCCUGGACCACUGUGCGUUCCUCCCCAGAGAUUGACCUCACCACCCAAGACCAGAAUAACAAAGCCUCCUCCAACGAUCAUUUCAGUUUCAACAAGAUGAUUCAGAAUGGAUUCUGGGUAUUUGUUGACAUGGCCAGCGGGAGGUAUAUAUGGAGAAAUUUGAUAUCCAGGACAGAUGGUGUUCAAGUAAAGAGCUCUUAGAUGUUGGAACUUCUCAAAUCUUGAUUGUUCAUGCACAAACUUUUAAUUCAUUAUUUUAUUUUCACUCCCAGUGUGAAGAAACCUGUAAAUUCUUGUCAUCCUUUUCUUUCUGCAAAUGCUUGAUAGGUAAAUGGGAAGUAGCCUGUACAAUUCUAAUAAUUUUGCAAACUAAUUUCAGUGUUCAUUUUCCAAA
This is a messenger RNA of Vigna unguiculata (cowpea), 728 nucleotides long. RefSeq lists its product as uncharacterized. Lineage: Eukaryota; Viridiplantae; Streptophyta; Magnoliopsida; Fabales; Fabaceae. The record is from RefSeq and is a predicted model, not a curated record.